Messenger RNA from Brenthis ino (lesser marbled fritillary), 1089 nucleotides. Lineage: Eukaryota; Metazoa; Arthropoda; Insecta; Lepidoptera; Nymphalidae. The record is from the annotation of a GenBank genome assembly.
AUGGAUAACCUGAAACAAUUCUACGCAAUGGGUUCGGAUGAUAACAAUUGGAGAACACAAAGUGUAAGACAGACCGUAGUGUCGAAGAUUGAGAAAGUGAUUCAAAGGUAUUAUAGGUCAGGCAUGCAAGUAGCUCGCGACAGUAGUGAAAUGGAGAACCAUGUAUUCAUGAAGGCAAAGACCAGAGAAGAAUAUAUGAAUAUGGUUGCAAAAUUAAUAAUACAUAUAAGAGAAAUGUCACAACCAAAACAAAAUCAAGGGGCACCAAACAUGCAACAAAACCAAAAUCAACCAGGACCUAACUCUCAAGUACAGAAUCAACCUGGACAGCCACAACAAGGACCUAGUAACCAACCUGGUAUGGCAACUGAUCCUAUAAAUACAUUACAAAACAUGGCAUCUCAGGGUACAAGAAACCAAAUGAUGAAUAUGGGCCCAGGGCAGAUGCAGCAAGGGGUCUUAGGUCCUAACCUUGGCAUGGGUGGAAUGCAAGGUCAAAUGAAUCAACAAGGCCCGAUUGUAUCUCAAGGUCAAGCUCAAACAGCCACAAAUUUGCUUCAAACCCUGAAUCAGCGCCCACAGAUAAACAUGCAAUUGCAAAAUAAGCUUGGUGGUUCUAUUGGGAUGGUGCCAAACCAUGGUCAGAUGGGUUCAAACAUGGUUAGUGGUAUGGGCAUGGGCAAUAUGGUCAGUCAGCUACAGAACCAAUUGUCAGCUCCUGGAAUUCCGAUGAUACCAACAAUGUCCAUGUCAAACACCAUGCAAGUUCCCAUGACAGGAGCCAAUACUAUGGUAGGACAGAUGCAGUGUAAUCAAGGUGUUGGUGGAAUGGGAGGGCAAUUGUCACCAAAUAAUAUGCAAGGGCAGAUGCCUAAUCAAAUGGUCGGUAAUAUGGGGAAUAACCAGUUAGUAAACAUCAAUAUGCUCCAACAAAUGCACCGGGGCAAUAAGGAGGUUGUGAUGGGUGCAGGGUAUGCCCCACGACCAACGCACAAUCAGUUCCUAAGGCAGAGCCCUUCGCCAUUUGCCUCGUCACCUAAUAUGCCUGGUCCAAGCCCUGUCUCAAUGGGUACUUAUCAGAGAUUAUAU